This is a messenger RNA of Symphalangus syndactylus (siamang), 900 nucleotides long. RefSeq names its product ribosomal protein L11 (gene RPL11). The record is from RefSeq and is a predicted model, not a curated record. Gene Ontology annotation, cellular component: ribosome. Lineage: Eukaryota; Metazoa; Chordata; Mammalia; Primates; Hylobatidae. Gene Ontology annotation, molecular function: structural constituent of ribosome. Gene Ontology annotation, biological process: translation.
UUUGGCGGUCUCAUCACACAAGGACCACCAGCUCCUGACACUGGGAGGAGAGAACGUCCUCAAGGUCCGGAAACUCAAGGACGUGCGAUUCGGGAGCUUUCAAAAACUAUUUUUGGAAAACCCAAAUCCCGGUCUUCAGCCAGCGUCGCCUGCAGUUGCUAGCACUACCCACAAGGGAGAAGCCGACGCUGCACUGCUCCGCCAAAUGUGCCUCUCUUCCUCUUCUUCAUCUCUGUAGUUAGCCUGGGAAAAGAGCCCGCCUCCUGGCCCAUAAGGCCCUUGGGCCGGAAGCUCCGCUUUCUCUUCCUGCUCUCCAUCAUGGCGCAGGAUCAAGGUGAAAAGGAGAACCCCAUGCGGGAACUUCGCAUCCGCAAGCUCUGUCUCAACAUCUGUGUUGGGGAGAGUGGAGACAGACUGACCCGAGCAGCCAAGGUGUUGGAGCAGCUCACAGGGCAGACCCCUGUGUUUUCCAAAGCUAGAUACACUGUCAGAUCCUUUGGCAUCCGGAGAAAUGAAAAGAUUGCUGUCCACUGCACAGUUCGAGGGGCCAAGGCAGAGGAAAUCUUGGAGAAGGGUCUAAAGGUGCGGGAGUAUGAGUUAAGAAAAAACAACUUCUCAGAUACUGGAAACUUUGGUUUUGGGAUCCAGGAACACAUCGAUCUGGGUAUCAAAUACGACCCAAGCAUUGGUAUCUACGGCCUGGACUUCUAUGUGGUGCUGGGUAGGCCAGGUUUCAGCAUCGCAGACAAGAAGCGCAGGACAGGCUGCAUUGGGGCCAAACACAGAAUCAGCAAAGAGGAGGCCAUGCGCUGGUUCCAGCAGAAGUAUGAUGGGAUCAUCCUUCCUGGCAAAUAAAUUCCCGUUUCUAUCCAAAAGACCAAUAAAAAGUUUUCAGUGAAA